AUGACCAAAGUCUUGAUGCAAACUCGGAAUGACGAGUACAAGAGCAAUUUAAUUCUCUCCAAAGGUCUUGACUUUGUUGAAGAAGAAGAGGAGCAGAUUACACAUCAAACUUUCAAGUUUGAUCCUAAUGACCUGGGGAAUGAGGAAGAAUACACAUCUGUCAAGGCUGAGAUUCAAGGCAAAGAUUCAAAAGAGCCAUCUGGCCACUAUUCGCUUAUUGUUGUAUUGCGGUCUGUUUUCAAUUCAUCUGUUCAGCUGAGGGAAAACAUUGCGAGUGACUGA
Molecule: messenger RNA, 282 nt
Organism: Suillus plorans
Lineage: Eukaryota; Fungi; Basidiomycota; Agaricomycetes; Boletales; Suillaceae
Exons: 2
Coding region: 1-282 (93 amino acids)
Source: RefSeq, a predicted model, not a curated record